CCAUUCCUAGGGGAUAGAGGGCUGAGUUUUGUUCGCUUCCAUCCAUUCUGCGAGACCCCCUCAAUCCCAGCCUAUCCCUCCUGUGCCCAGGAACAACCUCCGCGCUCAUCAUUCCCCCGUUUAUUUGUCUGUUGGAGCACAAGUCCUGGAUUCAGCAGUGUCCUGAAGCUUUUUCUAUAUUAUUAUUAUUAUUAUAUAGAUCAUUUUUUUACCAUUUCUGUGGCUGCUGGACUUUUUUUCCUUGUUGUUGCUGUGCCUGAUGCUGUGUAAGCUGGGAUGACACCACACUGAGAUCCUCCAGCGAAAAGAUUAUUGAUUGCGCCUGUCUCUGGCUGCUGCACGUUUAGCGCUGUACUUUGCCCCCUCUCUGCCGGCGUCUCUUCCCUCCAUGUAACCACUGGCAGCCAGUGCAGUUGUUUUUUUUGUUUCAGCCAAUCCGGGACACAUUGAAGAAAAGCGAGACUUGAAACUGGGCUUUUCUCCUAAACUCAUCCUGGGGAGUCAAGUCAUCGAAUAGAUUCCCAUCGCCAAGGAGGCAGAUACACUCACACACACACAUUACAAUUUAUUUUUUAUCUUUUUUUUAGCAUCUCCUUGUGAUUGCCAUUUUUUUUUUUUAAAUUCCCUUCAACUCUGAACCUGUUUGGCAGGAGCUGGUUUUGCCCAAAUUUGUUUUAAUGUUUGGGAUUCAGGAAAAUAUACCAAGAGGUGGGACGACCAUGAAAGAAGAACCGCUGGGAGGUGGGAUGAAUCCAGUCCGGUCAUGGAUGCAUACAGCAGGGGUAGUGGAUGCUAACACCGCCGCCCAAAGCGGCGUGGGUCUGGCUCGGGCACAUUUCGAGAAGCAGCCGCCUUCCAACCUCAGGAAAUCCAAUUUUUUCCACUUCGUCCUAGCCAUGUAUGACAGACAGGGGCAGCCGGUGGAGAUUGAGAGGACAACUUUUGUGGACUUUGUGGAGAAGGACAAAGAACCCAACAGUGAGAAAACCAACAAUGGGAUUCACUACAAACUGCAAUUAUUGUACAGCAAUGGAGUCAGGACAGAACAAGAUUUGUAUGUACGGCUAAUAGAUUCAAUGACCAAACAGGCAAUUAUCUACGAAGGGCAAGACAAAAAUCCUGAAAUGUGCAGAGUUCUCUUGACACACGAAAUUAUGUGCAGCCGGUGCUGUGACAAGAAAAGUUGUGGCAACAGAAACGAGACCCCCUCAGACCCUGUUAUCAUUGACAGAUUCUUCCUGAAGUUUUUCCUCAAAUGCAAUCAGAACUGCCUGAAAAAUGCGGGGAAUCCAAGGGAUAUGCGAAGAUUCCAGGUUGUUGUAUCAACAACAGUCAACGUGGAUGGCCAUGUCCUGGCUGUCUCAGACAACAUGUUUGUUCACAACAAUUCCAAACAUGGGAGGCGGGCGCGCCGUCUUGACCCCUCAGAAGGUACGGCCCCUUCUUAUCUGGAAAAUGUAGCUACCCCCUGCAUAAAAGCGAUCAGCCCCAGUGAAGGAUGGACAACCGGUGGAGCUACGGUGAUCAUUAUAGGCGAUAACUUCUUUGAUGGCUUACAAGUUGUUUUUGGAACCAUGUUGGUGUGGAGUGAGCUGAUAACACCCCAUGCCAUCAGAGUUCAGACCCCACCAAGGCACAUUCCUGGCGUUGUUGAAGUAACUCUUUCCUACAAGUCAAAGCAGUUCUGUAAAGGCGCUCCCGGCCGAUUUGUAUAUACCGCUCUGAAUGAACCAACCAUAGACUAUGGAUUUCAAAGAUUACAAAAAGUCAUUCCAAGGCAUCCAGGGGACCCAGAACGGUUACCAAAGGAAGUAUUACUGAAGCGAGCGGCAGACCUCGUUGAAGCCCUCUAUGGAAUGCCACACAACAACCAGGAAAUAAUCCUGAAACGAGCAGCUGACAUUGCUGAAGCAUUAUACAGUGUGCCACGCAAUCACAACCAGAUCCCUUCACUUGCCAACACUCCAUCUCACAGCGGGAUGAUGGGAGUAAACUCUUUCAGCAGCCAGCUAGCAGUUAAUGUUUCAGAGACCUCUCAAGCUAAUGACCAAGUAGGUUACAGUCGCAACACAAGCAGUGUUUCUCCACGAGGAUAUGUCCCCAGCAGCACUCCACAGCAGUCUAAUUACAACACAGUUAGCAAUAGCAUGAAUGGCUAUGGAAAUGCUGGCAUGCCCAACUUAGGAGUUCCUGGAUCACCUGGAUUCCUUAAUGGCUCUUCGGCUAACUCUCCUUACGGCAUAGUGCCGUCGAGCCCUACCAUGGCAGCCUCUUCCGUCACCCUCCCUUCAAACUGUAGCAGUACACACGGCAUUUUCUCAUUCUCACCUGCCAAUGUCAUCUCUGCAGUAAAACAAAAGAGCGCCUUUGCUCCCGUUGUCAGGCCCCAAGCUUCCCCUCCACCAUCUUGCACCAGUGCAAAUGGAAAUGGACUUCAAGACAUGUAUUUCAGUCCCACUUUCUCAAAAUCUUGAAAUUCGUAAAGAUAGAACAAGUGCCGCAUAAUCAUCAAGCUUCAGAAGAAAGCUUCAGGGGACACAUUUAGUCUAUUAAAGGAUCACUGAAGGAAUACAGUAUCUUCAGAGGAAAAAAAAAAAAUCAUCGAGACGUUAAAUGCUACAAACAGUUUGUUUAAAGAUUUUAUUUGAACUAUAAGAAACCAACAUGCAAAUGAGCGACUUCUUCAUGAACAAUUCCAUUUCGUC
This is a messenger RNA of Xenopus laevis (African clawed frog), 2705 nucleotides long. RefSeq names its product EBF transcription factor 3 L homeolog (gene ebf3.L). Gene Ontology annotation, molecular function: DNA-binding transcription factor activity; DNA binding. The record is from RefSeq and is marked provisional. Gene Ontology annotation, cellular component: nucleus. Gene Ontology annotation, biological process: regulation of DNA-templated transcription. NCBI's taxonomy places the organism in Eukaryota, Metazoa, Chordata, Amphibia, Anura, Pipidae.